UCCAGAGAAUGCCUCAGCAUGAGAGGUGACAACCAGAGCUUCUUGGGGGAUCCCCCUAAGGAAUUCAUCCUUCUAGGUGUUUCUGACAGGCCAUGGCUGGAACUUCCCCUCUUUGUGGUCCUCCUGGUGUCCUACAUUCUGGCCAUGUUGGGGAACAUCGCCAUCAUCCUGGUGUCCUGGCUGGAUCCCCGGCUCCACAACCCCAUGUACAUCUUUCUCAGCCACCUCUCCUUCCUGGACCUCUGCUACACCACCACCACAGUCCCACAGAUGCUGGUCAACAUGGGCAGCUCCAGGAAGACCAUCAGCUACAGUGGCUGCAUGGUGCAGUGCGCCAUUUUCCACUGGCUGGGGUGCACUGAGUGCAUCGUCUUGGCUGCCAUGGCCCUGGACCGCUACGUGGCCAUCUGUGAGCCCCUCCGGUAUGCCGUUAUCAUGCCCCGCCCUCUCAGCCAGCAGCUCGUGGCUGUGGCCUGGCUCAGUGGCUUCGGCAACUCCCUAGUUCAGGUGGCGCUGACAGUGCAGUUGCGUUUCUGUGGGCGGCAGGUGCUGAACAACUUCUUCUGUGAGGUGCCAGCCAUGAUCAAGCUGUCGUGUGCAGACACCACCGUGAAUGAUGCCACGCUGGCUGCGCUGGUGGCCUUCUUUGUGCUGGUGCCCCUAGCUCUCAUCCUUCUCUCCUAUGGCUUCAUUGCCCGCACGGUGCUCAGGAUCCAGUCCUCCAGGGGAAGGCACAAAGCCUUUGGGACCUGUUCCUCCCACCUUGGGGUGGUCUCCCUCUUCUACCUGCCUGCCAUCUAUAUGUACCUGCAGCCCCCUUCCAGCUACUCCCAAGAGCAGGGCAAAUUUAUCUCCCUCUUCUAUUCCAUAAUCACCCCCACCCUCAACCCCUUCAUCUACACCCUGAGGAAUAAGGAUGUGAAGGGAGCUCUGAGGAGACUCCUGUCAAGGACCUGGAGGUUCUGCAGGAGAUGAGGCUCUGAGACGUGUUAGUCUCCAU
Molecule: messenger RNA, 1000 nt
Organism: Odobenus rosmarus divergens (Pacific walrus)
Lineage: Eukaryota; Metazoa; Chordata; Mammalia; Carnivora; Odobenidae
Product: olfactory receptor 2B11-like
Exons: 1
Coding region: 19-975 (318 amino acids)
Biological process (GO): G protein-coupled receptor signaling pathway
Cellular component (GO): membrane
Molecular function (GO): olfactory receptor activity; G protein-coupled receptor activity
Source: RefSeq, a predicted model, not a curated record